AUGGAGCUCGCGGUCAACAGGCGCUACAGCGGCUGCUGCAUGAGAUGCGUAGUGGCUGCGCGGGACUACAUGAAGCAGCUGUGGGAGACUUGGGACCGGCCCUUCCUGGAGCGCCCUGCCACUCUUGUCCGCGGCCGCUCCGCGGCUGAACCCAAUUUGAUGAACACCGUUGUGUUCUUGGUAGAGACCGCGCAGACAGUGUCCAUCCUGUUUGUCAACUAUAAGGGCCAGCCUUGGAUGAAAGGACUGACUGAGAACAGAGCCCUCUUCUUCUCCGUUUUCAUAAUGUCCGGCUCUAUGGUGGCGGCCGCUUGGGAGGUGUUCCCAGAGAUCAACGCGUUGAUCCACUUGUCACCUUUCCCCAACGACAGUUUCCGAUGGCGAAUCAUGGCCCUUGUGUUCACCACCUUGUUCGGCACCUUCCUGUGGGACAGGGCGUGCGUGGCCAUGUUCGCGCCAGACAUAUUUGCGGCCAUGGUGGAUUCGGCGAGGAGGACCACCUUCAAGGACACUGGCCUUGAUGCCCUCUGGGCCCAUGCUGGACCAGGCAGGAGGAACAUAAUGUGA
Messenger RNA from Prorocentrum cordatum, 567 nucleotides. NCBI's taxonomy places the organism in Eukaryota, Dinophyceae, Prorocentrales, Prorocentraceae. The record is from the annotation of a GenBank genome assembly.